GAAGCCAGAGCAGCUAAGGAGCAGGGUUGUGGUGUGUGUGUGUUGUUGGACGCAUUUUUAAUCAACAACUGGCUGUUAGGAGACACACAUCAGUCUUUUUUCCUUUGGCAACAGAAACAAACACAUGUUGUGGAAACCCACGUCCCGUGGACAACACUGACAAUAUCAUACCUGGUAUUCAUUUAAGAGCUAAGAUGGCUCCGGUUGAUGACGUCGUGGCAUGGGGAGAGUCGCUCGACCAUCUUCUGGAGUGUAAAACGGGCCAGCUGGUGUUUGAGAACUUCUUGAGGACAGAAUACAGCGAGGAGAACCUUCUGUUUUGGCUGGCCUCCGAGGACUACAAGAAAAUUACCAGCGAAAGUGAAAUGAAAGCUGUUGCCAAAAGGAUUUAUGCAGAGUUUGUGGAGGUUGAUGCGCCCAGACAGAUAAACAUUGACUGCGUGACGAGAGGAGAAAUCAGUAAAAAUCUCUCUCAGCCGGGGCCAAAUUGCUUCGACAGAGCGCAGAGACUGAUAUAUGGUCUUAUGGAAAACGACUGUUAUCCGCGAUUUCUGAAAUCAGACAUCUACCAAGCUCUCCUGGAACAGCAAUGAAAGCAACGCGAGGAAAAGAGAAGAAAUCAUCCGACGCCCCUCUGAAUGAUUGAUUCUGCACUUCAGCCGACUCUGCUUAGAAUCUCGGUUAAAAAA
Messenger RNA from Larimichthys crocea (large yellow croaker), 689 nucleotides. RefSeq names its product regulator of G-protein signaling 21. The record is from RefSeq and is a predicted model, not a curated record. The transcript has 5 exons. NCBI's taxonomy places the organism in Eukaryota, Metazoa, Chordata, Actinopteri, Sciaenidae. The coding region runs from base 195 to 593 and encodes 132 amino acids.